UCCAUCUCUCUCUUCUUUCUCUCUCUACAGGCAGACUAUGGCCCAUCUCUCUCACCCCCUCUCUGUAUCUCACUCUCACUGCAGUAAUAUUCAUCUGUCUGUCUCUCAAGUAAAACCCAUCUCUCUGUUUCUCUCUCUAACACAAUCUCAUGCGCCGCUUGCCAAGUUGGUGUGGAUUGGUACAACUCAUUCAAUGUUACAUGUUAUUCUCAACCAUUCUCAGUUCCUUUCCUUUCUCUCUCUACAGGCAGACUAUGGCCCAUCUCUCUCACCACCUCUCUGUAACUCACUCUCACUGCAGUAAUAUUCAUCUGUCUGUCUCUCAAGUAAAACCCAUCUCUCUGUUUCUCUCUCUAACACAAUCUCAUGCGCCGCUGGCCAAGUUGGUGUGGAUUGGUACAACUCAUUCAAUGUUACAUGUUAUUCUCAACCAUUCUCAGUUCCUUUCCUUUCGAUUUCCUACUCAAACGGUUGGACUUUUUCACAUGAUAUCUCAUUUUCUUUUUAUUUGGUCUCAUUUAUUCCUAUGUUUUCAUGGGUUGUGCAGCUUUUACUUUUCCUGUUGAGAAAAUCUUAGCUAAAAGUGCCCAUUUUUAGCUUUUCUGUUGCCAUUAUUUACUUCAUAGUUUAAAUUGCUGCAAGAAGGAACCAUGAUAAUUUAUUCAUUUUUUUUAACUGGCAGGAAAAGAUUAAUAUCUCUUUUGGUUUUUCAUAAUCUUUAUCUGUGAUUUAUUUUUAUGCCUUUGUAGAGAUAAUGGGUUUCUUCUUCUCUUGUGUAGUGAUUAUAAAUAGCUCAAGGGGGUUCCCUCUCUCUCAUAUUUUUCUCUGCCAGAGUUAUUUUUCUUGUAUUCAGAUUAUCUAGUUCAAGAGGGCUCAUAUUCUCUCCUUCUCUCUCUCUUGAUUUUAGCUGGUAUUGAAUAGUUCAAAACUGGGUUGUUUCCUUCCUCUUUCCUAAUGGGUUCUCUCUCUGGUUUUUUUUACGAAUUGGGGUUCAUGGGGGCUCUCCUUGUACAUGGGAUUUGCUAUGCAGACACUGUGCCUGGUUCCUUUGUCUUUGGGGAUUCUUUGGUUGAUGCAGGAAACAACAAUUACAUUGUUUCUCUCUCUAAGGCCAAUUACCUUCCGAAUGGCAUCGAUUUUGCUCCUUUGCGGCAGCCUACGGGUCGAUUUACAAAUGGAAGAACAAUUCCUGAUAUCUUAGGCCAACAGUUGGGAUUGACUUCAUUUGCUCCCCCUUACUUGGCUCCAACGACUAAGGGGCUUGCGACCCUUCAAGGGGUUAAUUAUGCAUCAGGGGCAGGGGGAAUUCUUAACAGCACUGGACAACUCUUUGGUGGCCGGAUCAACUUAGAUGCACAGAUUGAUAACUAUGCAAACACAAGGCAGGACACCAUUUCAAUCCUUGGAAAAGCAGCUGCCUCAAAGCUUUUUCAGAGGGGUCUCUUCUCUAUGACAAUGGGAUCAAAUGACUUUAUCAACAACUAUCUCGCUCCUGUUGUUUCUGAAGCAGAGUGUAAAGUGUCCCCUGAUGCUUUUGUGGAGGACAUGAUCUCCAAGUACAGGCUUCAAUUGACAAGGCUGUAUAACUUGGAUGCGAGAAAGAUCGUGGUAGUGAAUGUUGGACCGAUAGGAUGCAUUCCUUAUCAAAGGGACAUCAAUCCAACGGCUGGGAAUGAUUGUGUUGCAUUUCCAAACCAAUUAGCCAUGGCCUUCAAUGGGCGCCUAAGAGGUCUCCUCUCAGAGCUGUCUUCGAAUCUCAAAGGCUCCAAAUUUGUCUAUGCAGAUGUCUAUAGCAUUGUCUCUGAUAUCAUAGAAAACUACACAAAUUAUGGUGGGUACUCUUAAAUUUUGAUCUUUUUAUUUUUUUCUUUUUGGCAGUUGGUUAUUUGGAUUUCAAGCCCUGGUAUUUAGAGUUUCCAAGCAAAAGGAUAGGUGAAAAUGAAAGAAGAUUUUGAGCCUCCAAUGUUGAGUUUAUUAGAAACUGAAUUUGUCCCCUGCAUCAUUAUCAUCAUCAUCAUCAGGACCUUCACUUUUUGGGGAUCACUUGCAUUGUAAUUAUUUCAUGUAGUCUGCAAUUUGUAUUUCAAAACUAAGAAAGAAAGCUGAAAAUUUCAGGGCUUUAUAUUUGUAAUUUGCUUUU
Amborella trichopoda is the source of this 2140-nucleotide messenger RNA. Lineage: Eukaryota; Viridiplantae; Streptophyta; Magnoliopsida; Amborellales; Amborellaceae. The record is from RefSeq and is a predicted model, not a curated record.